ACUCGGGGCCGGCGCGCGGGGUGAGCGGCUGGCCGCCCCCGGGCCGCGCGCCACUUCCGACGCAGCGUUCGCUUGGAGGUUCCGGGGCGCGCCGCGGCGUCCGCUGGCGGCGGCGGCGUCGUCCGCGGCCUGGGUUUCGGGCGGGAUGGAGGAGGCCGCGAUCGGAGAUGCCGAACUCAACUGGUCCCGCCUGAGCGUGUCGGCCGAGGCGCUGGAGUCGGAACUGGAGGCGCGCGCGGAGGAGCGGCGGGGCUCUCGGGAGGCGCUGCUGCGCCUGCUGCUGCCCUACAACCGGCUGACGUCGCUGCCGCGGGCGCUGGGCAGCGGCUUCCCGCACCUCCAGCUCCUGGACGUCAGCGGGAACGCGCUCACGGCGCUGGGACCCGAGCUGCUGACGCUGAGCGGCCUGCGCACGCUGCUAGCCAGGAACAACCGACUCGGCGGCCCGGGCUCGCUGCCCAAGGGCCUGGCCCAGUCGCCGCUCUGCCGCAGCCUCCAGGUCCUCAACCUCAGUGGCAACUGCUUCCAGGAGGUGCCCCCCUCGCUGCUGGAGCUGCGAGCGCUGCAGACCCUCAGCCUGGGCGGCAACCAGCUGCAGAGCAUCCCCGCCGAGAUCGAGAACUUGCAGAGUUUAGAAUGUUUAUACCUUGGAGGAAACUUCAUUAAAGAAAUUCCACCAGAAUUAGCAAAUCUACCUUCUUUGAAUUACUUGGUGUUAUGUGACAACAAAAUCCAAAGCGUGCCUCCUCAGCUUUCACAGUUGCAUUCACUUCGUUCCCUCAGUCUCCACAAUAACUUGCUGACGUAUCUGCCUCGAGAGAUCCUCAACCUCAUUCAUCUGGAAGAGUUGAGUUUGCGAGGAAAUCCAUUGGUUGUUCGUUUUGUUAGAGAUUUAACAUAUGACCCUCCAACUCUUCUGGAAUUAGCUGCAAGGACCAUUAAGAUCCGAAGUAUUUCUUACACUCCCUAUGAUCUUCCUGGGAAUCUUCUUAGAUACUUGGGUUCAGCCAGCAAUUGCCCAAACCCAAAGUGUGGUGGAGUCUAUUUUGACUGCUGUGUCAGACAGAUUAAGUUUGUGGACUUCUGUGGGAAGUAUCGCCUCCCCCUGAUGCACUAUUUAUGUUCUCCAGAAUGCUCUUCCCCCUGUAGCUCUGCUUCACACAGCUCCACAUCCCAGAGUGAGUCCGACUCAGAAGAUGAAGCCAGUGUUGCUGCACACAGAAUGCAGAAAGUUCUUCUUGGUUGAGCAGCAGUGGGUGUUGAGAAAUACUGAACACUACGCAAAGAUACUUAAAAAGAAAAUGGAAACCUUAGUGUUUUCAUCUUGAAUGUCCGUGUAAGAGUUGCAAUGAUGUAAAAGGUUUUGCAUUCCAUAUGUUCAGCAAGAUUAAGUCCAGUUCCAUGUUUAGAUUCUUUGAGUGUAAUUUAUUCUGAAUAGCAGUUCAAAAUUCAGUUCAGCUGGUUGGUCACAAUUUUCACUUAAGUCUUUAAUGAAACACUAGCAGAAUGGUAAACCCUGAAGAGCAGUCAUAAUCAGCCUGGAGUGGUGUCACUUGGGGCAGUUGGGUUGACUAAAGUAAGGCUUGAUGACAGUUGUCCUGGUUUGUGCUGAACACUCUGCCAUAAGUAGAAUGAGCCCUUCCCUGUGUCACCCCUGACUUGAGCCUUUCUGACCAACUAACUGGUACAGUAUAAGGACUAUCACUUUCCAAUGGACUGUUUAAACUUUAGCUCUUGUUUUGUGUGAUUGUUACUAACCUUAUGCAGUCUAGCUGUGAUGUGUUACAGUGCCUUAAUCCUAGCAAGGAUAUGGAAGCUUAUUCUAGAAAUGACUUCAGAGCAACCUACAACCUGACACUAUGCAAAACACUUGGAAAUGCGCUUUCACAGACUAAGUAAACCCUAUAGAUAAUCCCUGAGUCCUGCAGGCCUGGGACUCUUGAUGUAGAAUGGGCUGGCCGGGAACUCAGAUCUACUUGCCUCCACCUCCUGAUGCUGGCAUUAAAGUGUUCGCCACCACCUGCUUCCAUGGCUAUCUUAACUUCAUUUUGUUAACUGUAGUGAUCUCAUGUAAGCAAGGCUACAGUCAGGAUCCACCUAUCUGCCAAAAGAUAGAAUAAUCAUUCUUGAUAGAAAAAUCUAGAUGACAAAUAAUCUAAGAAAAGUUGCUUUUUAAUAAUGGACUAAAUGAGGAAAAUUUGGACAUGGUUGUGCACACCUCCACACCAGCACUUGGGAGGUAGAGGCAGAAGGUCAGGAGUUCAAAGUUAGCCUAGGCACCAUAGUGAAGUUGAGGCCAGCCUGGGCUACAUACAUGAAAUUGUCUCAUAGUGGGGGUGGGUUAGAGUGGGGUGGAUUUUAACUGUCAAAUGUGUCACCUUUGCUUGUGUUGUAUACUAAACCAAAACUUUCUCUGCAUUUGAAAGACAAACUACAACUAGAUAGCAUGACAGUUGAAGAGAGUCAGAAGUAGAGCUCAUUUUGUUCAUCCACAAUAGACUAGUUCACAAAGUUGGUGUAACCAUUGAACAUGGAGAAAGGUAUCAAUAAAACAGAAAAGAAAGCCCUAAUAAAACGUUGCAUCCUUAAGGUGUAGGAGAAAAAUAUUAACAAAUUAUUGUCAUUGGAAAUGAACAAAUUUCACUAACUAGUUGAUGAUGCAAUAAAAACUACUAAUAUGAAAACUCUAAAUUGACAUUAGAAAAUCUUUAGCUCUCACUACUGAUGAUUAAGUAAGCAACCUGUAACAGUGUGAAGGCUGGUUGGUAAGGUGCUAAAGGUAGUCUCAGAUUGCUGCAUUAGAGGUCAUGGGGCCUCUUUGUGCUUUGUUAGGGGCCAGCCGUGUGCUGAGGAUAUUCACAUGCUAGCUUUCCUGUAUAUAUCAUGUUUAUUAGGGGGUCAGGUGGUCUCUUAGAGAGUGCUGUGUUAGGGGCCAGCCGUGUGCUGAAGAUAUUCGCAUGUUAGCUUUCCUGUAUAUAUCAUGUUUAUGUUAGUAGAUUAUUUUAGUAAACUAUAUUAGUAGAUUAUAGGGUAAUUCAGGGUUUGUGUGUGUUUCUGUUACGUCAUGAAACACGAGAGUUUCGUGGCUGCAGUUGUGAAACACUGCUAUAGUGAGUCCCCUUACCUUUCCCUCGGAAUAGUGUAGUAAGAUUAUUUUUUCUUUUUUGAUUUAGAAAUUUUCUUCCUGUGUUUAUAGAAGUGAUGUUUCUACUGCUAACAUAAUUGUAUAAUAGAAGUUAUAAAGUUUAUAUUUUACCUAGUGAGCAACUGUAAGCUGUAGACUGCAAGAUUAGGAAAGGCACAGAUGCUUGGGCAGUACCCAAGUAUCAAACUGUAAAUCUUUGUAAUUAGAUAACUUUAGUUAAACAACAUAGAAUGUUUUCAUGGAAAACAUUCAAAUUGAUGGGACCAUAUUCUUCUGGUUUAAAUACUUGUAAUAGUUAUCUUGACCUAAGUAAUAGCUUGAGUAGCCCUUUAGAAAUUACUUGUUGUAAAUAGCCUUGUAAAUAGAGCAUCUAACCAUACAUACCCUUUCCAGCCUUCUAGAAAGAAGGUAUACUGUUUCAUCUUUCAUAAAUGUAAAUAUUCCAGCCUGUGGCAUAUAGAUGUAUCCUAUGAUAUUCUUUCAACAAAGUGUUUAUUGUGGUUUUUUUAUGUGUAUAGUUAAACUCUGUGAACAGUAUAUCAGAUCAGUGUGCAGCUGUCUCUUUGGCAGGGGUGGGGAUUAUAGGGAUGGAUCCCAGGGCCUUGUGCAUGCUGAGCAAGCUAUAGUCCAUGCAUAGCAUGUAUAGCUCUUAAUGAAAUCUUUUGUAGCUGUUUGACCUUUUUUGUUUUUCCUUUUUUACUCAUCUUUGGCCUUCUGCUUUACUGCCAGAGACUGCUAAAAAAUUUUCUUCUUUCUUUUUCAUACUUUUCCUUUUUUAAAAAAACCAAUUAUAGACAUUCACUUGGUGAGAUAGGAAUUGACCAUCUAGAAAUAUGAUCAUCCUCUGAAGUCAGCAGAAUGUAUUGUAAGCGGUAGUCUAUGUCACUAGUUAUAAGCCCCAUGUAUAUCCAGCUAAUGAACUCUUCGAGUUUCAGAAUCAGCAAGCGCUAAUUUUCAUAAUACGGUUGUUUUGUUUUCUAAGACAGGGCCUGGCUGUGUAGCCUAGGCUAGCCU
Molecule: messenger RNA, 4159 nt
Organism: Onychomys torridus (southern grasshopper mouse)
Lineage: Eukaryota; Metazoa; Chordata; Mammalia; Rodentia; Cricetidae
Gene: Lrrc58
Product: leucine rich repeat containing 58
Exons: 4
Coding region: 146-1246 (366 amino acids)
Molecular function (GO): protein binding
Source: RefSeq, a predicted model, not a curated record